GUAAAGCUGAAACCGCUGAUUGUGCUAUGCAAAGGUGAAGGGGAGGUAUCCCGAUGUCCACUGGACAGAAUUAUCUACCUCUAGUAUAUAUCUACCGACCAAUGACACCUUGGCGGAGCAUCUACCGUAAGAAUCGUCACCAAAUGCCCUGAUUUGCAACACUUCUCUCCGAGCGGUCCGUUCCACCGCGGCCAUAUGCAUGGUUCGCGCUACGAUCGGAUGGUAGACCCUGAAUCCCCGCACGAGGACGCUGUGUACUCGAUGACGAAAGCCGUCAACAUGCGCCAUAAAAAACGAUGUCUAUGCAGGAUUCCCGCUCGAACACUUGGUACAUGCUCCAGACCCUUCACUCGGGGAACAUCCUCCGCUACUUUCAUCUGCGCUUAUCUGCGCUCCAAGACUAAUCUGUUUGAACAAACCACACGCUCAAACAUCGUUGCGCAGUGAAUCACAAUGCCACCCAUAACCCUCUGGUUCCUCCAAGCCUCGCGCUCUAUCCGCAUCGCCUGGCUCCUCGAAGAGCUCGGCCUCGACUACGAAAUCCGCUUCGCAGACCGCAUGCCCAACAUGAAAGCCCCCAACGACUUCAAAGCCAGCAGCGGCAACCCCCUCGGCAAAUUCCCCUCGCUCAAAGACGGCGACAUCACCGUGUACGAGAGCGGCGCAAUAACAGAAAUAAAAGUCCUCCAAUGGCUCCACGCCGCCGAAGCCACCUUUCUGCUGCACGCCCUCGCCAUCACCUAUGUGCGGUGGAACAUCCCCAGCUCCGCAGCCGAGCAGGGCGUCCUCGAGCAAAUGGAGGCCGGGCUAGCGGUCAACGUGCAGAAGGACCUCGAUUGGCUGGAGACGGAGCUUUCAGGAGAAGGAGGUAAGUAUUUGUGCGGGGAGCGCGUCACGGCGGCGGAUACGAUGAUGGUGUUUAGCAUCGAUUUUAUUUUUGCGACAGAGCUAGGAGUUGGAGGGAGGGAGUGGCCGAACAUAAUGAGGUGGUUGAAGGCGUGCAAGGAGACGGAUAGCUACAAGCGGGCGGUGGAGAAAAGCGGGUAUUCAUUGACGGCUAAGAGGCCGGAGGUGUGA
Molecule: messenger RNA, 1077 nt
Organism: Paraphaeosphaeria sporulosa
Lineage: Eukaryota; Fungi; Ascomycota; Dothideomycetes; Pleosporales; Didymosphaeriaceae
Exons: 4
Coding region: 454-1077 (207 amino acids)
Source: RefSeq, a predicted model, not a curated record